This is a messenger RNA of Chrysoperla carnea, 2654 nucleotides long. It is a transcript of the gene RN-tre, whose product is annotated as USP6 N-terminal-like protein. NCBI's taxonomy places the organism in Eukaryota, Metazoa, Arthropoda, Insecta, Neuroptera, Chrysopidae. The transcript has 5 exons. Bases 224 to 2074 code for a protein of 616 amino acids. The record is from RefSeq and is a predicted model, not a curated record.
UGAAAAAUUUCGUACAAAUAUAUUCAAAUAAUAUUCAUAUGUUAAACGAUGUUUAAUCAGUUAAAAUUCUAUAAAAAGUGAAUUGGUUUAAUUCAAAAAUGAGUUUAGUGUCGUAUUACAUUCAUAACAAGUGUCAGUAGACGUAGCCACGGAUUUGGAAAAAGAAUAGUGAGUUGAUCGGCAUGCAGUUUAGAUUUAAAUUGAAGUUGCUAGUACGCGUGGAAUGAAUGAAGACGAGCUUUUAAAAAGAUCAGCUGAAGAGCGAGAAAAAAUAUUUCAGCGCUAUGAGCGAGGUAGGGAACCGGGCGCACAGAUUGAUGCGUGGGAGGAUCCUGGAUUCGAGGUAUAUCAUAAGGCGGAUCGUUAUGGAUUCAUCCAUGAUGAACGUCUACCUCAAAAGAUUGAGCCAAAUGAGAAACGUAUGAAAGAAGUUGAAAUGGUUAGGGUAGCAAAAUGGAUGAAAAUGUUGAAGAAUUGGGAUAAACCUGCCACUAAAGAUAAGUUACAUAGAAGAAUUUAUAAAGGAAUACCUGAUUCACUUAGGUCACAAGUUUGGUGCAAAUUAUUAAAUUUAGAACAACAGAAAAAAGAUAAUGUUGGAGUAUAUCAAAAUAUGCUGAAGUUAGCACGACUAUGGUCAACGGAUGCACGACAAAUUGAUUCUGAUGUGAAUCGUCAGUUUCGUGAGCAUAUUGAUUAUAGAGAACGUUAUAGUUUAAAACAAAGAUCUUUAUUCAAUGUACUUGUCGCUUAUGGUAUGUAUAAUAUGGAAGUGGGCUAUUGUCAAGGUAUGUCCGGAUUAGCUGGAGUUUUACUCAUGUAUAUGGAUGAAGAGGACGCAUUUUGGGCAUUAUCUGUACUGUUAACUGAUAAAAAAUAUGCAAUGCAUGGCCUUUAUAUUGAAGGAUUUCCAAAAUUAACUAGGUUUCUUGAACAUCAUGAUAAAAUUCUUACAAAAUUUAUGCCCAAAUUAAAAAAACAUUUUGAUAAAUAUGGUUUAGAUGCAAUUUUGUAUUCUUUAAAAUGGUUCUUCGUUUGUUUUGUAGAAAGAGUUCCCUUUAGCUUAUGUUUACGAAUAUGGGAUAUUUAUUUAUUUGAUGGUGAACGGGCUAUAACAGCUAUGGCUUACACAGUCUUAAAAUUGCAUAAACGGAAUAUUAUGAAAUUGAAUGAUAUGGAUUUAAUUGUGCAAUUUAUACAAGUGAAGUUAUAUAAGGAUUUUGGAUACGAUGAUGAUACAGUUAUAACAACAUUAGAACGAUCAAUGGAAGAAUUAAAACGUGCAAAAUUGGAUUAUCCUGGACCACCAAUGCCUAAUGAAUUACCACAACAACCAUUUGGUAAAUUUACAGAGCCAACAUUCGAACGUAAAGUUGGACGACGGGCAGAAGAAUUUACUGCCAAGGAAAAUGCAACAAAAGCCGUUGUACAAUUACGUCGUGAAAAAGCUGCAGCCGAAGUAGCAGCGACAACAAUUACACAACGUGAUUCACAUGUUUCGGUGGGAGAUAAUAGCAGCGGUUUGGCAGGAUCCAAAUUUUCAUUUGAUCCAAGCAUGGACGACACCAGUUCGCUCCUAGACUGUCAUCAUGGCAGUUCACGACGUUCGUUGGCAGACACAAGUGUUACAUCUACAGCAGAUUUAUCUGUAUUCUCAGCGGCAACCCGAUCUCAUGCACAUGAAAAUAGUUUAGAUUCACAUAGUAACAUGUCCGAUGGGUCUACUGGAGCAACAAGUUUUGAUGGUGGCGCUACUGGUAGUAUACAGCGAGUUCCAUCAACACAUUCCACACCACGUGCAACACCAGGUCCAUCAUAUGCACCUAGUCCAGAUAUUCUUAGGAUAUAUGUUCCUUAUACGUCACCAUUAGAUAAUAAUAUCACACCAACUGCAUCGCCACAAAAUGGUGAUAUAAUUAUAACGAGAUCACCACCAAAAACUCUUAAUACUACAGAUGAUAAUCGUAUUAGGAUACGAAUUGAUACUACACAGGAUGAUCUACAAACUCCACUUGUUGAACAUAAUCAAAUUAAACAUUUUAGAAUUGAUAGCCCAGAAAUUGAUUUGAAAUAGUUAUUUAUGGUUAGAGUUCAUUGAUCAACACAGUUAUAAAACGACAAAGACAGUGGUAUCGAUCAAUUUGCCUAAAAUUGUACUGUUUUAUAUGACUCUGAUCAAAAAGUCUAACGGGUAGAAAUUAAAAAUUAAUAUAUUUCCAGAUGUUUUGAUGUGAAGAUAGGAUCUUUUGCGAUUUGUUAAAAUUCUACCGAGACUUAGAAAACUUUCAGGCAUAUUUUAUUGCAUGUUUUCGAUGUAAGCGACAUUGAUUCACGUACGUACACAGAUGCACUCAUGCAGAAUCGUACGCAUAAACAUGAAUUAAAAGGGCUUUCCGAUAAAAUGAAGUCUGAUGUUUUUAUAAAAUAUGUUUUAAUUUGAUUAAUAUUCCGUAGAAUUACUUUUCUGAGCUGUGAAAAAAUGCUUCCCAAUUUAAAAUAUUACUUAAAAUUACCACAGUGUAUGGAUUUUUGAUCAGACUAAUCAAUUUUUGGCAAAUGACCGAGAUCGUGAGAUAUAAAAUAUGCGUGGUUCUUUAAUUAUUCUGAGAAAAGUUAAUAUUACAAAAAAUUAUUUUUUGUGAUAAGUUUUUGUC